GAGCGGCAAAUUCAUACUGCCCGCGCGACUCGACGCAGUUCUGCAUCAAUAUAAAACGCUUUAUCAACAACCGUUCAAACGACUGUUGAGAGUCAGUGAAAGAACCAUGAAGGCCAAAGUGAGUUUAAUUCUAGUUUUUGUUUCCAUAUGCACCUUGGUUACUUCUUUCCCAGCAGAAUAUGRCAAUGAGGAAAACAAACAGCUGGAAGAGGAAGAACUUGACAGAGAUAUAGAACAAAGAGAUGAGAAUGAAGAUAAUACAAUGAUGGAUAAAGACCUUAUAACAAAGAGAAAGUUCUUUUGCAACUGGCAAUGUACUAAAAAGACAGUCAGAACAUGCAGUCCUGGACGCUGCCGCAAAUGCACCGGAUUUUUUAUUAGCCMAAAAAAAUGCGAAACAAUAACUUGCAUGAGGUGCCGUAACGUAGUUGUGRAGGACUGCCCUUGUAACCCCACGUCCGGUUGACUGAAUUCAUUGGGAGGAACCUUUGGAUAAGACUUCCAUGUUGGUCUGCAUAUUAAAUUUAUUAAAGCCUUGAGUUUCAUUAAUGUAUAAGAUAAUCUAGAUUGCAAUUUAAUCAAAUAUGGUAAAUAAAGCUCACUUAAUUCUCAA
Exaiptasia diaphana is the source of this 613-nucleotide messenger RNA. RefSeq lists its product as uncharacterized. The transcript is spliced from 3 exons. Lineage: Eukaryota; Metazoa; Cnidaria; Anthozoa; Actiniaria; Aiptasiidae. The coding region runs from base 107 to 466 and encodes 119 amino acids. The record is from RefSeq and is a predicted model, not a curated record.